This is a messenger RNA of Symbiodinium sp. CCMP2592, 7830 nucleotides long. The record is from the annotation of a GenBank genome assembly. NCBI's taxonomy places the organism in Eukaryota, Dinophyceae, Suessiales, Symbiodiniaceae.
AUGCCGAUCCACACCUUUCCCCGAGCAGUCCCAGGUCAGGCACCUGGUGCUCAGCCCGUUCCUGCUGAGCAACAGCUUGACCCAGGCGCCGAUGUGCUGCAUGCCAGUUUUGCGGUUCUCAUCCUUGAUCACUUGCCAGAGCUUGUGACAGUUGCUCUUCGCACCCCAGCGACUGUUGCAGAUGCGAUCCAAGCUGUUGACGAAGCUAGGGAUCAUGAUAAGAGCCUGCAAUUUUCACAGCUCAUCGAGGUUCGACCUCAGCCCUUCCUGCAUCAUGGUACCUUGCUAGCACUGCCAGAUUGGUGCCAGGGUGAGCCCAUACUCUGUUUUGACACCACAGCCAUUGAUGGCCGGUUGUUUACCAAGUCCUCCCCCUGGCGUGUCACCAAAGCACAGCUCUGUCGGGCUGCAGGAUUGGAAGGAGAACAGCACGUUGCCGUAUAUGCAUUCGGGCACCCACAGCCUAUUGCAGCAGAUGAGUGGAUUGAUGUUGAGCUUGGCGGCUGUGUUUUCUUCACAAGACCGUGGGAGCCUGCCCGUAUCGGUCACAUGCUUCCAGUUAUGCUUCGAUCCCCAUACGGCUGGGAGAGCAGACCACGUCUGCCGGAGCCGGUACAUGCACGUCGGUUUUGCCUCACCCUUGACCGGGGACAUCGCUUGAUGCACUGGCCGGCCAGGUCUUUUGGGCGAUCGCACCAUGAUAUCAUUGCUGAGACCUUUGGCCUUGACAGUGAAUCGCUUACGGUUCAAGCAUCCCGCCCUCCUGUCGAGGAUGUUGCCCUUGAUGGGUACCCAUGCAUCACUGUAGCAGCAGUAUCCGAUGACAUCAGCAAGGUCCCGAUUCCCCCAGGGAGGUGGAUCCCUCCCAGGCACACUGUCAUUAUCGAUGCGAGGCCAUUGCUCAUGGGCUUUCUUCUGGAGCACUCUGUACAAGGUCGCAUUAACCACUCAGAUCUUGUUGACAAUUUGUCUGUCUUCGUUCCUGAGGGUUAUCAGGUGCAGCUUGACGGGGCUCCAAUUGAUGAUGCUGGCGAGUUCCUGCAUGUGCAUCCGGGACAUGUCCUUGUCGCCACAUAUGUGCCGCUCACUUCUAGCGAGGCCUCUUCCACUGAUCCUAGUGACAGCUCGGACGACGACACGAACAAUGAAGGCGAGAUCCUUGGGCCAGGCGAGCAUGAAGCUGAAGUGCCUGCCUCCUCCUCUGGUGGAAGCAACUCUUCGAGAUCUCGCAGCCGUACGCCCCCACGAGACACUCCUCCUCGCGCUCACUUGUCCCUUACAACCGGGAAACUUGAUGUUACAGCUGACUGCUCGGUUGCGCGGCAACUUGUGUUUGAUACGCCGACAAGCCCACCUGCGUCAACAGGAGCUCAGCUUGUUCAGACCCCGCCCUGCGGUGACAAACUUCUGACCGAGCCUGCCUGUACCACUGCUGCAGAGAGUGCCAGGAUCAAUGCUCUCCGGCGCACAGCAGCCAGGCUCCAAGAAGCGUGGCCCUAUGCCGUGCACCCUGCAUCUUUUGGCAUUGCACCUUCUGAGUCUUCUACCUCGUCGGGAGUGCUCUCUGAACAGACAGCAUGGGCCACGUUUGCAAUCCUUGUGCCAGGCUACAGUCCAGAGCUUGUUACAGUUGCUCUCGCCUUCCCGACAGUUUUUACAGAAGCCAAGCGUGCAGUACAAGAUGCUCGGUCACCAGAGGCUGUUAUGGGUUUUCCGAUACUGCAUCCAGUUAUGCCGCAAUUGUUUGCAGACCUGGCUGUCUGCAUAGCAGUCCCAGAGUGGCAGCACAGACUGCCGUUCCUGUGCCUCGAUCUCUUGGGUGUUGAUGGCAGGAUCUUUGCAGUGCCAGCUCCGCAAUAUCUCUGCUUGCAAGAUCUUCUGGUGCUAGCAGAUCUCCCUGCUGAUCUCGGUUACGAUGUCUUUGUCGGCACGGACUCGCUGCCCUUGCAGCCCGGCGUACCUGUUCACGUCGUGACAGGACAGGCUAUCACUUUUCUGCCAGCGGGGUCGCAGCCCAUGCACAAUCUUAGCAUUCAUGAAAUGCUGCAGGACUAUAGGCAGUGGUCACCUGAUGCUGUCCUUCCAGAACGAAGCCAGAUCGGCUCCUAUUGUCUCGUGCAUGAAGACAGCCACUUCCUCGUUACUGACAGUUCCGACAGUCGGGUUUCCCUUCGGGUUCGGGCUAGUGCUGCGACUGGUGUUCGGUCUGAUCUUCUCGCCCUUGUCCCUGCCAGUCCACGCCUUUCGAAUGUUGAGCUCACAGGAUGCCAGUGUCAUACUGUCAUUGCUGCAUGCACACAGCCUGCCCGAACACCAGGAGAUGCUCUGCUCAUUAUAGACUGUCGACCCCUGCUUGCUGGCUGGCGAGCUAUUCUUGUAGCGGCGUCGAGGCUUGAUGUGUACGGCCUGGCUGAGCAGAUUUCUGGAACAGUCGAUCUUACGGGCACGGUUUCCUUCCUAGAGAUCCCUUUCGGUGUUAAUGUUUUUCAGGUCACCGAUGGUCAAGUGCUGACCGCCGCUCUCACACCGAGCCAACAGGCACCCACCGGCCAUGCCCCGGCUGGAGGGAGCAUUGCACACCCAGGGGAAUCCGGGUCCCUCCGACCGUCAGACCCGAAUGAGCCUCCUCCAGACCUUGCUUCUGGUAAUGUGGACCGGAUAACCGAGCCGGGUCGUGAUCCUGGUCCAGAUUCUCGACAGCAGCUCCAGGGAGGUUAUGCAGGGGCAGUCUUUUUGGUUCUGACCCCGGAAUACCUCCCUGAGUGUAUUAAGCUUCGCCUUGCGCCAGGACAGACCCCGCUUGCUGUACUUCAAGCAGUUGCCGCCGCGCGCAAUCCUGCGGAUUCACGCCGGUUUCAACUCUUGCGUCAGGUGCCAUGGCAACCGGCCAGUGCAUUCGCUGUCAUCAUUGCCGUGCCUACCUGGAGUCAGAACAGAGUGUUUGUGUGUUUUGACUGUCGCCAGCUCGAUGGAAGGAUUUUUUGCCUGGAUGUUCCGGCUAGUCUCACACGUCAGGAUAUCCUCAGACUCGCACUGUUGCCUGAUGCUGCAGAUGUCGUUGUCUAUGCUGCAGACAUGCCAUGGCCACUCCUGCCCGGGCAACGCGUUGACGUCAGCACAGGCGCUCUCAUUCAGAUCAUGACUGCGGAUCACCCUCAUUUUACUGUCGUUCCCUUCGCGGACUGGCUGCAAGACAGUUCUGGCUGGAAUCCUCGUGCCUCUCUGCCCGGAGAUUUUCGAGACCACACUUGGAUUUUGUCAGAUACCGGGCAGUUCACAUUCAUCGUUCGGCGUGGCCGCCGUCAUGCCAUCCAGACUGACCUCGCCAGUCAGCUCGCGGUUGAUGCAGGAGACCUCCUCCUUCGAAUUGCCUCCCCAGGGGUCUCGAAUCACAUGCAUCGGGGAAAGUACACAAAGGGCAUCAUUGCUGUACUUGCGACCGGUGUGUGCGCCCAUCCCAACACUGAUGGCGACCUGACUUGCUGUCCUCUUCGAUUGCUGCCUACCCCCUGCCGUGCUACCCGUCAUCCACCUGUGAACUUCUGGAUAGGAUCUGAUAGUUCCGACGAAUCCUUUGACGGUGAUGCCAUCGCCGACAGUGAUGACGGACUUUGCCCCGAGCUUGCUAUCGCUGCCUAUUGGCCUGGCCCCACUCUUCUGCAGGAAGCCCUGCAACAGCCUGGAUGUCCUGCCUUCUUCCUAGCUAGUACUCUACUAGAAACUCUGCAGGAACACCAAGCUGAGCGGCAGCAGGAUAUCGAUGCAAGUCCGGGGCCGCAGCGCAUUUCACUUGUCGAUUGUGUUCCCGUCUCCUCGCACCAAGCAGCAGCACUCUCCCUGACCGCCUUGCUGCCGGCACCCAGAAGUGUCGAUCCUCUAGCCUCCGGACAGGAUUGGCUCGAUGCCGAUCUUCGCACCCUGCUUCGAGAUCCACAGGUACCAGAUCAUCUGCGGGCUGUCCCUUGUAACACACCGUAUCAUCUCCUGGAAGAGGAUGAUACAGCCCUCACAGGGGCGUCUUCGGUGCCGCUGCGCUGCCAGCUGCAGGACCGUGCGUCAAGCUUGCUAAAUUUUGCACCUGCCUUCGACAAUAUGCCCAGACUCUCCUUGGUCUUGCUCACGAGCAUGCGCGCAGACUCCAAGGGCUCGGCAAGGAUAUUUCCCAGGACCCCGGACCACGUGCGCCGGACCUUCAGCCCGCUGGUCUUCGAAUGCUCGGCAGAAAGGGAGACUAGAUUGCCACACAAUGGUUGCCAGCCGGACUCCGAUUUUCACAUUCUGCAGGCUGCCGCCACUGACACCGGCGUUGGUGGCUGCGCGCUGUGGGUUGCUCGAGCCAUCCCUUAUGCGCGCUGUGACGGACAAGACCUCUUUGUUGAGGAUCGACACUUGACUGUUACUGCCCACAGCCAUCGCCACCUGGUUGUCACCGUGUCUGCUCCGAGACUACUUCUUCAGGUCAGUGUCAUCCAUGCGCCCUCCCUUGCGAACACCCCUUGGGAACAUGUUGCUGACUUUUGGCGAGCUAGAAUCAGCGAAAUACAAGGUCGGCCUGAAGGAGCAGAUUUUCUCCUUCUCACUGAUGCGAAUGCUCGUGUCGGCACCGUAGCGUCCGAGCACGUCGGCGAUCAUGCCUGGGAACCCGAGAACGAGAGUGGCACCCUCUUUCACGAUUUCCUGGCUCAAGUGCAGGGGUUCCUUCCUUCCACCAUUGCAAGCUUCCAUCAGGGCACCUCCGGAACAUGGUGCACGCCUCAAGGUGAGUGGCACCGGCUCGAUUACGUUGUCUUGCCAUGCCAUUGGCGCGAUGUGGACAUUAGCUCCCGUGUUCUUGUCGAGGUCGAACUCAUGCAGAAACGCGAGGACCAUCUUCCAGUGUGGGUCCGCUGCUGUUUCGGCAAGGCUCUCCCCGCUCUCCAGUACUUCGACAACCGUCUCGACUGGUACGUGUUGGCACCUCGGAGCUGGCGGUGCAGCCGAAGCAGCUGCUACGUCACCGAGACUGGCUGCACGCCUGGUGAAGAUAUCCUCGAGGGCUUGGUCCACCCACAGUGCGAGGGGCUUCGCGUCCCAAGUACCCCCCACCACAAGAGGGCCUUUAUCGACCCGGUCACACACAAGCAGCACAUUUUUCUCGCCGAUGCCCAAGCUCUUGCAGAAGCGUUUGACCCGGUGGUCUGGACGGGUGAUUUCACGACACACCGACUCCUCCACAGUCCAGGAUCAGCCUCAGUGCCUGGACUGGCCGAAGCAGCCAGGAGUCACCCGCUGCCGCUGCCGUGUUCCGGCGAAUCCCAGCUCCUGACUGGCAAGUACCGGUUGAUUGCCACACUUGCCCUUGUGCGGGUCCGUCAGGCAUUGCGUCGCUAUCUCUCCCAGGAGGCUCAAGAGACACACCGACGUCUCCAGCUUAUUGGCUUUGCUGCCUUUGUCUCCCUGCGGCGCGGCCUCCCGUUCUCCCAGACUGCCGUUGCCCGUGCUGACUUUUGGUUGCGUGCCAUGGACGUCAGCGAAGCGUCUGCUGCAGCUCUUCUUCGAUGGUACGGGCGCCAGCUGCGUACUGCAGUUGCCCGGGACCGCCAACAUUAUCUUGAAGGGUUGGUGACCAAUGCAGCGCAAGUCGACCUUCGCUCGCCCAAAGACUUGUACAAGGCGAUUCGCAAAGCUUUCCCCGCUGCCAGGGCGGCCAGACGGAGCGGAAUCGUGCCCCUACCUGCCUUAGUCCUUGCAGAUGGCACCAUGGCGGCCACUACUGAGGACAGGGCCCUUGGCUGGCGCACCCAUUUCUCUGCUCAAGAGGCUGGGGAGGAAGUGACGACCGCCGAUUAUGUUUACAAGGUCGAGCAGGUCGUGCUCAGGCUAAAAAAUGGAAAAUCUGCCGGACCGGAACCAGUAGCUUGGCGAGGUGGCAACUUGAUGGUGUUGGCAAAAAAAGCCUGUGCCAGGCUGACCUGUGAAAACUAUCGGUCUAUCCUUGUGUCCUGCGUACCAGCAAAGGUAUAUCACAGGUGUCUCCGGGCCGGCCUUAAGCCGCAUCUUCUCUCUACCCAACCUUCCAUGCAAUUUCGGGUUCGCGACGGAGUUGGCAUCGAGACUCCAGCACUCGCCGUCCGCAGCUUUGCUGCCCUGCUCGAUGGUCUCCGUCUACCGUGGGCGGUGCUCUUUGUUGAUCUUGCCGCGGCCUUCUACACGGUCGUGAGACAGAGCCUAGUCCCUAAUCCUGACACUGACCAAGGGUUCCUUUCGUUGUUGCAUGCCUUGCAGCUGCCUCCGGAUGCUAUCGAAGAGUUGCAUGCACACCUCCUUGUUGCCUCCGAGCUGCCACUUCAGGGUGUGGGUGUGCAUCAAGUCGAGCUCGUCAGGGACUUGUUUGUCGGCAGCUGGUUUAGGCUAAGUACUCACUCUGCCCUUAUCCUCACACAUCGGGGCAGUCGCCCAGGGGACCCGCUGGCAGACCUUCUGUUUGCCUUUACCCUGGCUGCUUAUCUUCGACGGGUGAACCAACUUUUGUCGGAUGCAGGGCUCAUGCAUUCCCUCCCAGCUCCUGAUCGGAGGCCAGCCUGGUUCGAUGGACCGGACUCUGUCACCAUUGGCAAUCCUGCUUGGGCCGACGACUUUACUUGGCCCAUUACGGCACCGUCCUCCGAUGCACUUGUUGAAACCGCCCAGGUUGGCACCUCUAUCCUCCUUUCCCAUGCCUCUAGCAUUGGCAUGUGCUUGAAGUUCGGCCCCGAUAAAACUGCUCUCCUCCUGCCGGAAACAGUGAAGAAGAAUUCGGAGCGCCUACUCAGCGUUGAUGAUGAGGGUGGAUUGUGCCUUCAUGUCAGCGACAAGUGCACCGGUGCGACCUGUUUCUUGCCACUUGUCAGCGUGUACAAACACCUUGGAGGUGUGAUUACCUCCAACUCUUCGCCCCUGCCUGAUCUCUAUCAUCGAUUCUCUAGAGCCGAAGGUACUGCACGCCCUCUCCGUCAGGUUUUCUUUGGCUCUAAACAGUUCACACUGACAGUGCGCAGGGCGCUGCUUGGUGCGCUAGUCAUUUCCAAAUACACGCAUACCGGGGCAGCGCUCAUUGUACGUGCUGCUUGCCACAUGCGAGUAUGGGAGAGGCAGUACGUGCGGCUUUGGCGGAAUCUCUUUCGCCGCACCGCGCCCGAACAACAGGAACACUCCCUCGCCGUCCUCUUCCGAGCGUCGGCCGUUGCGCCCCCGCUUGCGCUGGCCAAAUCGCGUGCGCAGUUCCUUUCCAAACUCUUCUCCCGUGGCCCCCUGGACUUGGCCGCGCUCCUUGUUGACCACUACCUGCUUCAUCCGGCCUCCUCAUGGCUUGAUCAGUUGCGAGCCGAUGUUGCGUAUGCUGCCAUCUUCUUGCCCGACCUCCGGAAUGUCCUUGCUGCAGGCAAGGAAGUUGCAGGACUUGUCGAAGCUUCACGUGACAAUCCUCAGUGGUGGCCGCAAACUCUUCGACGUGUCGAGAAGUUGUUUUUUCAGGACCUGCAGGCAUGGCAUACCGGACACAUCGCCCGAGAUGCAGUCUCUGGAGUGUCUGUGCUUGCAGUGCUUGUGGCAAAUACUUCGGGGACGUUGCUCAAGUCCAGCAGCAUCUCAAGUCUUCCAGUCGAGGCACCAGCUAAGAAGCGCGCCAAAACCGUCAAAGCUGGUUGCUGGCGUGCUUUCAAGCCGCGUGCACACCCUGAAGACCCCCUGGACCACACGGCAGAGAUGGACUUCGUGCGCUUCUACACGGCCCUGAGGCAGGGUGAGAGCCAGGUAGGCUUCUGCUGCUCAGAAGAUCGCAUGUCCCUUGACGUAGAUAUCCCGAAUCGCUGA